Messenger RNA from Nylanderia fulva, 1369 nucleotides. RefSeq names its product nucleoredoxin. Gene Ontology annotation, molecular function: thioredoxin-disulfide reductase (NADPH) activity. NCBI's taxonomy places the organism in Eukaryota, Metazoa, Arthropoda, Insecta, Hymenoptera, Formicidae. The record is from RefSeq and is a predicted model, not a curated record. Gene Ontology annotation, cellular component: nucleus. Gene Ontology annotation, biological process: negative regulation of Wnt signaling pathway; negative regulation of protein ubiquitination.
AAUCUGUUAAGAAAUUGCAAUUUUGCGAUUACAAUAUUUUUCAUUAUUAUAUCGUCGAAUUACGAUUUGCAGAUUAAUCUUUGUGUUUUUCAGACCAGGCUGACUCGAAGGUAUCGGAUAAAAGCAAGCGUACCUACAUUGAUCUUGCUGGAGGGGUCGAAUGGUUCUAUAGUGACAAGAGGAGGCGUUGAACGAACAGUUGCUGAUCCCACCGGCUUAGAAUUCCCUUGGAGACCACCGCAUCCAAAAGCUGCCCUUGAAGAUGGACCUCUCCUGCCAUGUGGUGCCCGCGAUAGCAAUGAACCUAUGUUGCAUGAGGAACUUCGUUAUUGUUACAAGGGAGUUUACUUCAGCGCACAUUGGUGUCCACCUUGUAAAGCAUUUACUCCGCAACUCGUGGACACGUAUCAACGAAUUCGAGAGAGAGGUGGCAAUUUCGAAGUAAUUUUCGUAAGCUCGGACAGGAGUGAGGACUCCUAUAAUGCGUACACGGAAACAAUGCCUUGGCUAAGGAUACCUUUUAAUCAAGAAGAAAGACGUCGAAAAUUGGCAAGGGCUUUCGAUGUUCAAGCAAUACCGACUCUAGUUAUUCUAGAUUCUCGCGACAACAUAAUCACUCUAGACGGACGCGCCGAAUUGAUCGAAGAUCCGGAAGGACUGAAUUUUCCUUGGACAAGUAGACUGGUGAAUAUUUUAACAGAAAAGUAUGCUACAUCGUUACACGAUGCUCCAGCGAUUAUAUUAUUUGUCGAAGGAGAAGACUGUGAGAUCCAAUUCGGGGAAAGUGUUCUACUACCAGCUGCACAAACGUAUAGAAGAGAUCAGCCUGAUUAUGAUCCAAAUUAUGACGAACCUGAGGAUGAUACAUUACAGUUCUAUAUAGCUUUAGAUUGUGAAACGUCCGAAAUUCUUCGUGAAUUCAUUGGCUUGGAUGAUGCAGUACCUCUUUUGACCGCUAUAGAUAUUCCGCGAGGAAUAUACGUGGUGAUGGAGGACGGUGCUGAGAUUACAGUGGAUUCAGUACAACAGUUUGUCGAUAGCUUUCUCAACAACAAAUUACCGAUAAAUAAAAUAACGGCAGUCCAUAAAACAUCAAAGACAAAUGAACAUAUGCCAGCUUAAAGGCACGUGUAAAAUUAGUUCAGCGCAAAAUUUGUACUUGUCAAAUGUUAGGAGUUGUUCAAAUGUUAGAAAAAAUCCUUCUAUCUUUCUGUUUUUGUCUUUUUUACUCCUAUCUCUGUGAUACCGUCAUUCUUUACGUAGAGUAAAAAAGAUUCGCGUAAAAAAUGUACUUGUUUUUGCAUAAUUGUUUGCAAAAAUAACCAAAAAUGUAUCAUACGAUAGUCGUAAAUAAAUCGAUCAAAUUGUA